AUGAGGGGUGUACUAGGAUGCAAGGGCUAUGUUGAGCCCAAAGCAUCACAUCAAUUUAGGCAGAAUUUGAACAAGCUGGACCUGGUGGCCAUAUCGGUCGGUUCUGCAUCUGGACAGGGAGCCCCUUCCACAAGCUGGACUGCCUAUGGCGCACAGUCUCCUCCCAGAAGGCUGACUACAAGCAUCACAUUGCAGAAUGUGAAGAAUAAGCUGGACCUGUUGAAGCUUGCUCCUGGUGGCCAUAUUGGUCAGUUCUGCAUCUGGAUAAGAGUGCCUUCCGCAAGCUGGACGGUCUCAUGGCAAAAGCCUCCUCCCAGAAGACUGACUAUAAGCAUCACAUUGCAGAAUGUGAACAAACUGGACCUGUUGAAGCUUGCUCCUGGUGGCCAUAUCGGUCGGUUCUGCAUCUGGACAGGGAGCGUGUUCUGCAAGCUGGACGGCCUCUAUGGAACAUGGCGCAAGGCCUCCACCCAAGUUGACUACAACCUGGCAAUGCACAAGAUGACCAACACAGACCUGAGCAGAAUUCUGAAGAGUGACGAGGUCCACAAAGCACUUUGUGCCCCACAGCAUCACAUUGCAGAAUGUGAAGAAAAAGCUGGACCUGCUGAAGCUUGCUCCUGGUCGCCAUAUCGGUCGGUUCUGCAUCUGGAUAAGAGUGCCUUCCGCAAGCUGGACGGCCUCUAUGGCAAAAAGCCUCCUCCCAGAAGGCUGACUAACCUGGCAAUGCACAAGAUGACCAACAGACCAGAGCAGAAUUAUGAAGAGUGAUGAGGUCUACAAAGCUCUUCGUGCCCCACAGCAUCACAUUGCAGAAUGUGAACAAGCUGGACCUGAUGAAGCUUGCUCCUGGUCGCCAUAUCGGUCGGUUCUGCAUCUGGAGAAGAGCGCCUUGCGCAAGCUGGACGGCCUUUAUCGCAAAAACCUCCUCCCAGAAGCUGAC
Molecule: messenger RNA, 943 nt
Organism: Sardina pilchardus (European sardine)
Lineage: Eukaryota; Metazoa; Chordata; Actinopteri; Clupeiformes; Clupeidae
Exons: 8
Coding region: 1-771 (256 amino acids)
Biological process (GO): translation
Cellular component (GO): ribosome; cytosolic large ribosomal subunit
Molecular function (GO): RNA binding; structural constituent of ribosome
Source: RefSeq, a predicted model, not a curated record